Messenger RNA from Exophiala mesophila, 3556 nucleotides. RefSeq lists its product as uncharacterized. Gene Ontology annotation, molecular function: DNA-binding transcription factor activity, RNA polymerase II-specific; RNA polymerase II cis-regulatory region sequence-specific DNA binding; zinc ion binding. The record is from RefSeq and is a predicted model, not a curated record. Gene Ontology annotation, biological process: positive regulation of transcription from RNA polymerase II promoter by galactose; DNA-templated transcription. Gene Ontology annotation, cellular component: nucleus. NCBI's taxonomy places the organism in Eukaryota, Fungi, Ascomycota, Eurotiomycetes, Chaetothyriales, Herpotrichiellaceae. Bases 396 to 2687 code for a protein of 763 amino acids. The transcript has a single exon.
CACAACUCGUCUCUUCCUGGUGAAAAUCUGGGCAGGACAUGUGCCCCUUCGGCCCUAGCCUAUGCCGCCACCACAACCACUCAGGUGUCGAGUAUUUGUGCGAGGAUGACAAGAGAUGAUUCCUGCAUAGUUCCUGGCUCCCUCACUCCCCCAACUUUCCUAGACCCUCGGCCCCCCGUCGCACGCCCUCUUCCGGGUCACACUCAGUUUUGUCCUUGUCCAUCUCCAGAUUUCUUCCUUCUAAGGUGCUAUAUCCGAUUUCCCACCUGUUUCGUCAGACCUCCGUCACUUCCUCCACCGCCGGGUUCGGCAACGACAUCCUGGGGCCACAACAAUCUUGAUACAAUCCUCUGACCCCGGAAAUUCGUCUGUAUGACCCGCACCCGGUGAGAGACAUGCCUCGCCCCCGCGUCAAGGACGAGGACCGAAAGAGAGUCUCGCGUGCCUGCGACACCUGCAAACGCCGCAAGGAGAAAUGCGACGGCCAACAUCCUUGUCUACUAUGUAAACGUCGUGGUCGUGAGCCUGAAUGUGUCUUUUCCGAUGGCCUAGCCAAACGGGCUUCCACUUCCACUUCCACCGCCAGUCGCCAACCCCAAGACAAUAGUGCAGAGCCCGAAGCCCCCUCGCCAGCGCAGUCAAUGACUCUUCGCGAUGCCCUCAACGAAUCAAACGAUGCCGAAAUCGCCAUCGAGUCCUUGUUGACCCUGUCUGGUUCAAGGAGUGCUCCCAAGUCACCUCAGUACGACCGCGAUCCGGAUGCCCUCAUCUCACGCGCCCCCGUCCCUAAGCUGGCCAGGUUAUUGCGAGAUGGUCGCGGCAAGUUCAUCUUUGUCGGCGACUCGAGCAAUUUGGCCUUUGUCCAGAACAUCCGCCGCCUCGUCAAAGUCGAUAUUGGAGAAUGUCAACUCACUUCCGACCCCUUGCGCCAUGCCAUGGUCGAGGUAAUCCCACCUCACAAAGCUCCCACGCCUCAACAAGCGAAGCAUCCCAAGCCCAGUCUGGCAGAGGCACAGGAUCUGAUCAAGCAUUACUUGCUGGCCUCCAGUGGUGUCAUCGACCUCUUUGACCCCGACGACAUCACCGAUCAUCUCUGCACCUGGACCACAGAUGCCAAUUCCGAGACCGACCUGAACUCCUCCAUCUACUACCUAGUAUUGGCAAUUGGCGCCCUGGCUCGCAGUCCCGCCGACCUCGAUACCGCCGAGUUCUACUUCAGUCGCGGUCGCGAAAUUGGUGUUUCCCGCUUUCUCGAAGAUCCUAGCGUCCUGACCGUUCAGGCAUAUGCCCUCAUCACCUUUUAUAUGCUCUCCGCCACUCGGCGCAACGGUGCCUUUAUGUUGUUGGGUAUUGCCGUUCGCGCCGCCUAUGCCCUGGGCCUCCAUCGAAUCGAUAUCUCCAGUCUCUUUGAGCCCCGCGAACGGACCGCACGUGAACGCGUCUGGAGAAGUCUCCGCGUGCUCGACCUCUACAUGAGUGGCUCUCUCGGCCGUCCACCGUCGACCUCGGAAGUUGACGGUGGAAGCGUGUCGUGGAAUCGCUCCACCCGCGACUACGAGGACAUUCAAAUGAACGGCAGAAAUACCUCGGCUACAUUGAGAAUUUGUUUCAUAUUCGAGAGGAUCCUGAACGAGGUCUAUUGUCGCCGUGAAGUCUCUGUACAAUUGGUCGAAAGCAUCUCGAGGCAGUAUCGAGACUGGACCAUGUCGUUGCCCACGGGCUUGCAAGCGGACAGUCUCGAUCAAAAGCCUGGUUCUACCUCACCCACCCUGCGACAAUCCAUCGGCAUUGCUCAUCUCAAGGGCAUCUACUACUGGUCCAUCAUCCUGCUCACGAGACCCUUUUUGAUUUACAAGGUCUCGUCCAAAAUCAAAAAUCGCGACGAAGAGGUCGACGGUGCCGGCAGCAAUGUGACCAUGACCCUCAGCGAGGCCUGCAUCGAUGCCGCUCUCAGAAGCAUUGAGAUUGCCACCGACCUGGUCCACACCCCAGGCAUUCCUCGACGGUUGUUCAUGAUCACCAACAGUGUCUUCAUUUCAGGCAUAGUCAUUGGAUUCGCCAUCUUUGGAAACUUUGACAAAUCCUUUCCCUUGUUGAGCAGCAUCAGCCAAGCCGAGGCCAUCUUGACCAUUAUGGCCAAGGACGAUGUUUCUGCCCGUCGCCUGUACACCAUCACAUUGUAUUUGCGGCUCGCCGCCAUCGAGCACAUCAAAAAGCGCGACCAGAUACAAAUGCAGAGGCGGAGGCAAGACAUCCAUAACAUCUUUGGAGACCCCAUCAAUAAGGACAACACCCGCCGAUCUGCGCCGAGCACGGGUGACCAGACCCCUAGCCAACCGUUGAUGGACGAUCCCGCCGUCAACAAUGUUCCCUUUAAUUUUGACGCCAUCGACGCAAUGGAUACGCAGCCACCCUGGCAGUUACGAUUCGAGAUGGAGGCUGAUGGUCGGGGCCCCGUCCUGACCACUUCUGGCGCACUGGCGUACACGGGAGAUGAUCCGAAUGGCUCGGGCCCACUACCAGGCCUACCUCAGCCCGAGUUCGGACAGCUGCCUGACAAUGAUUAUCUCUCCCCCGACGGAUCAGGAAUCCCUAGCCUUCCAUCCUAUGCCGAGGAGUUUCCUCUGUUCUCAAUCAUGACUGAGUUUGAUCAGACCGCAGACCCAUUUGCCAUGCUCGGGACUUGAAAGGCUUACAGUGGUUUCUUGGAAUCAAAAACAACAUCUCCAUCUGGCGAACGAGCCGUGAGUUUCUUGGACACCCAACCAGAGAGCAACCAGGCUCCAAUUACAAUCAAUACCAGGUACAGCCCAGUCGGCAGAAGCGAUCUUGGAAGGACGUUGAGAAUAAAAGGGUCAAGAAUGACAUCAACCGCGACCGGGGGGACGUGCUCCAUCAAAUCAGUGUCAAGACUGUAAUAGUCGGCCAUGGCGAAAACCUGAAGGAAGAGAGUCGUCGUGGAAGCAGCCGUCGAUUUGGGAGGCUUACGCGCCUGCAACGAGAUGAUAUCUUCGGAGCUCAGAUGGUCGUGACGGGCGUAGGCGUAUCCGCUCAGAGAUGUGAUGAGAUCUGCAUCUCCAAAGACAUGAUCAAUGGAGUGGGUGUAGAGCCAAAAUGAAGUGGGUUGCUGGAUUAUGUCAGCCAGAAUCAAAGUCACCAGCGGAACAGACUCACGGUUGCAAGCCAACAGAUACGGACUUCGUACCGUCUGCCUGGCUGUAGUUGCUCCAACAAGAACCAAGUUACAGUCCCCUUCUCCGAGUCUUUGGUUGGGAAGCUUGCAUUGAUAUAUGUUCGGGCGCUGGGGAAAGGCUCGGAGAAGGAUGUCAAUAACAAGUUGUCAAUACUGGCAUCAGAGGGCAAUGGCUCAGCUGCCGGAGCCACAAAGACCACUUUUUCCGUAUUGGCAUCGACGUGCACGAGGAGAGAAGUCAGGACCAGGCCCAACAGGAACUGCAGGAUCCACAUCUUGUCUGAUGCGAAAUGCAAUCAGUCGAGGGAUGGUUGAUAGUCUGUAGAUGUGAACAGAUGGAGAAUAGCAGCCUGUCCCGCUCUA